AUGAGUCACAUUAAAUUUUCAUUAAGCAAACAUGAUGACCAAAUAACAGAUUUGAAUAAUGAAAAAUCAUAUCAAUCAAAUUCCAAUAGAUUGAUGCCGCUAACAGGUUGUUGUUGGGACGAUCAACACAAUUCACUUGAUUGUGGUUGUUUAAUCUCAGACAUCGAUGGCUUUGCGUUUUCUUCAUUUGAAUUUAAAGCAAACAUAAACUUCACAGCACGAAUGCUGUCUCAAGUCAGCUCCACCGGGCGGAUAUGCGUUAAGAAAGUAAUGCAACCAUUUAGAUAA
Messenger RNA from Clunio marinus, 288 nucleotides. The record is from the annotation of a GenBank genome assembly. Lineage: Eukaryota; Metazoa; Arthropoda; Insecta; Diptera; Chironomidae.